Chelonia mydas (Green sea turtle) is the source of this 1563-nucleotide messenger RNA. RefSeq names its product IQ motif containing G (gene IQCG). NCBI's taxonomy places the organism in Eukaryota, Metazoa, Chordata, Testudines, Cheloniidae. Gene Ontology annotation, cellular component: sperm flagellum; cytoplasm. Bases 240 to 1445 code for a protein of 401 amino acids. Gene Ontology annotation, biological process: sperm axoneme assembly; cilium organization. Gene Ontology annotation, molecular function: protein binding. The transcript has 11 exons. The record is from RefSeq and is a predicted model, not a curated record.
GCGAGGGCGUGGUUGAGUGGCUAUGCCUGACAGGCACCCGCUAAAAACCAAUCUGGAUGAGAGGCCCCCUGAGUUUGGUGGUUGCUAUGGAGACCAGCUGUGUCCAGCCUGAGGCCUCUGUCCCUACCUCUGUGUUUGGUCUUUUUUUUUGGCGGUGAGCUCUUUGGAGAAGAGACUGUGUCUUCCUAUGCACUGGGACAGCCCCUGGUGCUUCUUCAAUGCUACUGUAAUACAAGAACAUGGCAAAUAAAAAGAUGGAAGUAUUCUCCCCUCUGGAAGCUGUGCAAAUCUGUGCUGUGCUGGAGGACUGUCUUGAUCAGCUUGCUAUUCUUGGAUAUAUUAUGCCAGUUUCCUAUGAGGGCAGGACAGACAUCAGCAAUAUUGAUGCCCAAGAAAUCAGUGAAAUCACCAAGAGCCAGAAGGAGUUGGGGGUUAAGUUUGAACAGCUCAUGUCAGCAAAGUCAGAGAACAGGCCAACAGUUCCCUCUGAGUCACUGAAGUUCACAGAACUGGGGCAGCAGCUGCAGGAAACAAGUGGAGAUCUAAAAAGGGCCAAUCAUCUUUUUAGUAGGGCUGCAAAACAGAGUGCUGUGUCCUCCGAUAACCUCAGAAAAGUUCAAGCUGACAGGCAGUAUGUGAGCGAUGUGAUUGCAGACACUUUGCAGGAAAUGCAGACUUCAGGAACGUUUCAGAGUCUGUUGCAAGCUGUGCAGAGAGAAGAGGAGAAGAAGUUUAACUUCUACACCACCAUUAUCAGGGAGGAGGAAGGAAGGAAGGAGAUAAAGUCCCUCCAGAAACAGCUACAAGAUGUCAAGAAAGAAAAGGAUUUAGAACUUCAGAACCGGAACGAGAUGAUUGCAUACCUCAAAGAUCAGCUUCACGAGAUGAAGGCCAAGACAGACAUGGAGAGCCGCUAUGUGAAGAAAGACACAGAGCUCCAGAUCUACCAGACCCAGAAAAAGUGCAGCAACGCAGAGAGUGACCUGUUAAAUGAAAUUGAGACGCUGAGGAUCAAAACUGAUGAGGAGAUUAGAGUCCACAUGGAGAUUGAAAAUUUCCUCAGGCAGCAACAGAUGAAGUUGGAAGAGAAGCUAGAAUACUGGAUGGAGAAGUAUGAAAAGGACACGGAAUCUAAACAGCAAGAACUGAACACUCUAAAAGCAUCCAAGGCAAAUGAUUUAGCAGCACUGCAGGAACUUGCCAAGCAGUGCCGGUUAUUUGAACAAGUCAUGAUUGAGGAUCGGGUGGAAAAGGAGGCAGCAAGAAGAAAGGUAGAACAGGAUGCGUUGGAAUUAAAGAGCGUCAAGAAGCUACAGGCUUGGUGGAGAGGCACAAUGGUUCGCCACAACAUCGGCCCCUAUAAGGCCAUCAAGAAGCCUAAAGAGGACGAGACAAAGGGCAAAGACAAAGGGAAAAAGGGAAAAGCUGGAGCUAAGAAAAAGUGAUGGCCAUAGAAUCCUGCUCUCAUUAGACUCACAGGGCCCUGGAAGCUUUGGACUCUCAUCGGGGAGGAGCACUGGCUUGUGUGCACAGAGUAAGAAAUAAAGCAUUCAGCAGAGUUCA